AUGGCUCAUUGGAGUUUCGGCGGCAGCGUCAGCGGUCGGCCAUCUUCCCGAGGGGGCUUCUCCGGAGCCUCUGCAGUGGUGGAUGGAAGCCUGGCGGUCCUGGUGUUCGGGGUGUCCGUGAUGCUGAUCGAGAAGCAGAUCCAGAAACUGGACGAGUGGAGAGCGAAGCUCGAGAGCGUCCUCCUCAAGCCAGAGGUGGCUGAGACUGAGCGGCGUGUCGGUGAGGACCAGCCGCCGCCGGCCAGAGGAGACAACACGGUCAUCAUUUACAACAGAGUGCCCCAGACGGCCAGCACGUCCUUCACCAACAUCGCCUACGACCUCUGCAGGAAAAACCAGUUCCACGUCCUGCACGUCAACAUCUCCCCAAACAACCCUGUCCUCUCUCUGCAGGACCAGAUUCGUGUUGUGAAAAACAUCACCUCAUGGAAAGAGAAGAAGCCCGGCUUCUACCACGGCCACAUGGCUUAUCUGGACUUCGCAAAGUAA
Molecule: messenger RNA, 489 nt
Organism: Salarias fasciatus (jewelled blenny)
Lineage: Eukaryota; Metazoa; Chordata; Actinopteri; Blenniiformes; Blenniidae
Product: heparan sulfate 2-O-sulfotransferase 1-like
Exons: 4
Coding region: 1-489 (162 amino acids)
Cellular component (GO): membrane
Molecular function (GO): heparan sulfate 2-sulfotransferase activity
Source: RefSeq, a predicted model, not a curated record